UACAGUGCCAAAGGAGUGGCAAACCGGGGUGGUGGUUCCCCUGUUCAAAAAGGGGGACCAGAGAGUGUGUGCCAAUUACCGGGGUAUCACACUUCUCAGCCUCCCUGGUAAAGUCUACUCCAAGGUGCUGGAAAGGAGGGUUCGGCCGAUCGUCGAACCUCAGAUUGAAGAGGAACAAUGCGGUUUUCGCCCCGGACGUGGAACUACGGACCAGCUCUUCACUCUCGCAAGGAUCCUGGAGGGGGCCUGGGAGUAUGCCCAUCCGGUCUACAUGUGUUUUGUGGAUCUGGAGAAGGCGUAUGACCGGGUCCCCCGGGAGAAACUGUGGGAGGUGCUGCGGGAGUAUGGGGUAAGGGGGUCUAUCCUCAGGGCCAUCCAAUCCCUGUACUCCCAAAGCGAGAGCUGUGUUCGCGUCCUCGGCAGCCAGUCAGUUUCGUUCUCAGUGGGUGCUGGUCUCCGCCAGGGCUGCGCCUUGUCACCAAUCCUGUUUGUGAUAUACAUGGACAGGAUAUCGAGGCGUAGUCGUGGUGGGGAGGGGUUGCAGUUCGGUGGUCUGAGGAUCUCGUCACUGCUUUUUGCAGAUGAUGUGGUCCUCAUUGGAUCAUCGGCCUGUGACCUUCAGCACUCACUGGAUCGGCUGGCGGCCGAGUGUGAAGCGGCUGGGAUGAGGAUCAGCACCGCUAAAUCUGAGGCCAUGACUCUUAGCAGGAAACCGAUGGAUUGCUUACUCCGGGUACAAGACUCCUAUUACGGACAGCAGGAGGCUCGCAUUGGACACUUCCCCAGCAGCAUAGUGGAGGAGACUCAUCCUCUCAUGCCGGCCAGCACCGAAGUCAAGACUACUAAAUGGGACUUCUACUGUAACUGAUGUUGCCUUCACCAAUAAAGACAACAACAUUCUCAACUGCAUUACAAGAUAACUUGUUUUGAGUAUCAUAUGAUCUUACAAACAUAGUUGACAAUAAGUAGGUUUGCUAAUCCACACUUUUGAUAAUCAGAUUUUUUAAAAGAUAUGAAUAGCUCAUAUGAUUCUAGAUGCUGUCAGAUUUCAUAACUAAGGUUUACAAAUCACCGGCUGAAGAAAGGACCAUUACUGCUUAACGCUCGAUAUUUGACUUGUGUUUGUUUAUUUCGGUAAUACUCCAUAGUACUGUUUGUAUCUGUUUUGCAGAUAUUAAAAGUAUUUGUCAAAGUGUUAAAGUUAAAUACUGUGUUUUUAAAAGUAUCAAACGCAAUUUGUAUAACAAUUCCUUCUGUUGCUUGAUGAUUGUGCUCACUAAAGAAAUACGUGUUUCAGCUGAUCUUUUCAUUUGCUUAGAAAACAUUGCCUGUAUAGUUAUUUUACUAAAAAGUACCAAAAAUAAAACACUGAAUGAAGCAUAAAUGUUUAAAUAUGAUACAGGUGACUUUUGCAGUAGGAUCUAAUGCAAUAUAAUACAAAUCAUCAAAUCUUGAUGAUGGACUUUAAAAAAUGACACUGAAAUAAGGCACCUGGAACUAUUUUUGUAAGAGUAUCUAUUGUUUUAAGUCAAAGUUGAAAGUAUGAUUCAUCAGUUUCACCCCAGAUGUAGUGUGUGUUGUUAUGUGAAGUUCU
Messenger RNA from Anoplopoma fimbria (sablefish), 1594 nucleotides. RefSeq names its product MIA SH3 domain containing (gene mia). The transcript has 3 exons. Lineage: Eukaryota; Metazoa; Chordata; Actinopteri; Perciformes; Anoplopomatidae. The coding region runs from base 272 to 868 and encodes 198 amino acids. The record is from RefSeq and is a predicted model, not a curated record.